UCUCCCUGGUGACAGCCAGGACAGCUGAGCUGACCUUCAGCAGGUGGUGAGAGAUGGGCUCUCACUGCAGCACAUGGGCUAGGAACCCCCAAAUUGGCUUUUUUUCCUGCCAGGCAGAAGGGGAAGGCUGGGGAAACCCCGAGGUGCCUCCGUGCUUGGAAGACGAAAAGUGAAGAAAUGACAUAAAUUUUAAAAAGAAAUUAAAAAGAAAAUCAUCCUCAGCAUCCAAAUGACAUGCAUUUAAAUCUUCCAGCUUACCACAGUGUUGUGGCAGAUUUACACAGAGAUUAGAAGUGAUCCCUCCCCAGUGAUCACCAGCUCGUGCGAGCUGUGUAAAUCCAAGUGUGUCCGUACAGCCGCCAGACUUGGCAUCCAAAACAGUUCCGAGUCCACAGAGCCAGCACAAGGGACAUUUCUGCUUUUUUUCCCAACAAAACAGAGCUACUGAAGCCUCUGGAGUGUGGAUUUAGCUGUCAGUCUUAUUUACUACUUUCAGCUGUUAUCUGCUGCUUCUGAAGCUGAGUGUGAAUAACUUACCAGCCUGCGCUGAUAACUUUGCUUUCUGUUUCAGCUCCAGACAGAAAUCCCAGCAAAGCUUUCAUUCCAAUCCACAAGCUGAAAGAUGGCACAGGAGUUAAAGAAGUGAGGCUGAAAUUCCUGAGGCUCUCCUAAAGGUUUUUCCAAGAAUUUAAAAAAGCCUCUUAAAAACGGCGGCGGAGAUCGAACGCUGUUAAGGGAGGGGAAAAGGAAAAAAAAAAAAAAAAAAAGAAAGGAAGAAAAAACUUUGGCAGGCAAACAGUGUCUUACAUCAAUCUAGCAGUCAGCAUCUAUGUAGAUGUUCUUUCCUCCUUUUGUGCAACACCCCUUCCCUCCUACAGACCACCCAAAGCCCUAUAAAUAAUCCAAGGACUGUAUUUUUCCUCCAGAUUUCUCUUCAGACCUCAAAGGAAAAUUAUCAGGCAAAGGAAGGGAGAGAGGGAGAAGGGAAAGUGAGGAGGGGAGAGAGAGAGCAAGAGGAAAGAUGGCUAGUGAAUUCAGAAAGAAAAUCUUCUGGAGGGCAGUGGUGGCCGAGUUCCUGGCCAUGAGCCUUUUUAUUUUUAUCAGCAUUGGCUCGGCUCUGGGCUUCAACUUCCCCGUGGUGGCCAACAAAACAUCGACGAGGUCUCAGGACAACGUGAAGGUGUCUCUGGCUUUUGGGUUAUCCAUUGCUACCAUGGCACAGAGCGUGGGCCACAUCAGUGGGGCUCACCUGAACCCUGCUGUCACCCUGGGGCUGCUGCUCAGCUGCCAGAUCAGCAUCUUCAAGGCGCUCAUGUACAUCCUUGCCCAGUGCCUGGGGGCAGUGGUGGCCACAGCCAUCCUCUCAGGAAUCACCUCCUCUCUCCCAGGAAACUCCCUGGGGCUUAAUGCUCUUUCAGAGGGAAUCAAUGCAGGCCAAGGGCUGGGAAUUGAGAUCAUUGCCACCUUCCAGCUGGUGCUGUGUGUCCUGGCCACCACAGACCGGAGAAGGAACGACGUCUCGGGGUCGGCGCCUUUGGCCAUUGGUCUCUCCGUUGCCUUGGGACAUCUUCUGGCUAUUGAUUACACCGGCUGUGGGAUUAACCCAGCCAGAUCCUUCGGCUCAGCGCUCAUCGCCAACAACUUUGAGAAUCACUGGAUUUUCUGGGUUGGCCCAAUCAUUGGAGGAGCAAGUGCUGCCCUGAUUUACGACUUCAUCCUGGCGCCCAGAACCAGCGACCUCACCGACCGCAUGAAGGUGUGGACCAGUGGCCAAGUAGAAGAGUAUGACCUGGAAGGGGAUGAUAUGAACUCCCGGGUUGAAAUGAAGCCAAAAUAAAGAAGGGCAUGGAGAGAGGGGGGAGGAAAAAAAAAAAAGAAGGCAAAAAAAAAAAAAGCAGCACAUUGGUUUCCGAAGAUUUUAUCAGUGUUAUAGACUCUUUGUAAACCAGCAAGCAGUACUUUGGUUUUUUAAUUCAAUAGUUUUCCUUUUUUUUUUUUCGCCCCAAGUCCUAAUAGCGUUUUUUUAUAUCUGGGGUUUUUUAAUUACAGAGUCUUUAUGUUGAGAAGUCAUGACCUAAAUAAAUUGUUUAACCCAUCCCUUGGUACCACCCAAUUUUGAGGUGUAUUAGUGUGGGGGAUUCUCCUGCCACAUCACUCAGUAAUGAUAAGUAGUUCCAAUGACCAGUUGUUUUCCUGAAAGAAUACUGAGGAAUUGAGGACAGAGAACCAUCUGUACCAAUACAGAGGCCUUACACCUGAAAAAACAGUAUUUAUACAAAAAUGCAAGGCUGGCAUCUAGUGCCAGCAAUGAAUGGGAAAAAAACCAGUCUCAAAUCAGUGUCCAAAAGCAUCUAGUGGAAGGAAAGGUUACUAAAGAUUAGUUGUUAUGUGAAAUUACCCAUAAUUUCCUAAAUGACUGAUCAUCUUUGAGAAAGAGGGACAGAAAAGUUAGGCAGGGUAACAAUUUCCAGAGUCACAGGACCUUUCAGAUUUUUGAGUGUUUCAUUCUCCCUGAACCUGCACCCAGUUGCUUGUGAGGGGAGAAUAUAUGUGACAAAAAACCACAAAACAUAGAUAUAUUAACUCCUGGGAAGUAAUAACUAGAAGUCAAAUUGGAGAGUACAAACAACAACAGCAGCAAGAGCGACGUGGUGCCAACGUGUAAAAAGGAUCUGAUGGUUCCUGUGACUACUCUGGGUAAUUUAUCUUGUGAUUUAAAGCAAAAUAAGGAGAGAAGAAAGUUUCCUUUCUCUCUGACCCCAUUCCAAUAGCCAGCGCUGUGACAUUCAGGGACCACAAACAGAUGUGCACACGGUAUAUUUUCUAAUGAGGG
This is a messenger RNA of Catharus ustulatus (Swainson's thrush), 2833 nucleotides long. RefSeq names its product aquaporin 1 (Colton blood group) (gene AQP1). Bases 1022 to 1837 code for a protein of 271 amino acids. Gene Ontology annotation, molecular function: glycerol transmembrane transporter activity; ammonium channel activity; carbon dioxide transmembrane transporter activity. Gene Ontology annotation, cellular component: membrane. NCBI's taxonomy places the organism in Eukaryota, Metazoa, Chordata, Aves, Passeriformes, Turdidae. Gene Ontology annotation, biological process: hyperosmotic response; carbon dioxide transmembrane transport; renal water transport. The transcript has 4 exons. The record is from RefSeq and is a predicted model, not a curated record.